ACACAACACCUUAAUCCCUUUUACUCUAUCAGUUGCCAUACCCCUCUCUCUAAAAUAACCCAACACCCACAGCUUCAGAACCCAAUAGCCACAGCUUCAGAAAAUUAAAAGAAAGAAGAAAGAAAGGGAUAAGAGAGAACGGGGAGAGCAGAGGGGAGGAAGGAAGAAGAAGGAGGCGGCGCGGUGGGUGUCACUGCCACCGUUGCCGUCGUUGUGGGCAGAGGAGAGAGGAGACCCGAGAGAGAGAGAGAGAGAGAAAGAGAGAGAGCCGCCAGGAGCUGCUGCGUCGCCAUCAUCGUCGAAGGACCAGCUGAGGGAGAGCGACACCGAAGAGAGAAGAAGACGCGAGCAAGGACAGAGAGAGAUGGGGACUGCGUCAGCUCGCUGUCUAGCCCAAGCCUCGUCGCCGUCGCCACCGCAUCCUCGCCGCAUCUCCAAAGCUGCAUCGUCGAUUAGGUUAGGGGGAGGGAGAACUGUGAGCGACCAGAGGAGGAGAAGAACGCAUGGUGAUGGGUGUUCUCUUAGCCAUCACCGUCGAAGGAUGCUCCACCGCCGCCGCCGGAAUCACGAACCGGGGAGGAGAGGGAGGCUGUUUCCAUCGCCAUCCCAGGUGUUAGAGAGGACCGUCGUCGUCGCCGUGGGAGCUCGCCACCACUGUGAAGAUGAACCGAGGCAAGUAUUCUUGCUUUUGGUUUCCAUUCUAUUUUUACUUUUGGUUUUUGCUCUGUUCUUGCUUCUAGCUUUUGUUCUGAUUAUUAGGGUUUGCGAUUCUGUCCCCUUUAAAGCUACUACCGGUUGUUUUGAAAAUUUUGCCGAAAAUCUCAUCGUCAAGCCUGGAAGGAGUUGCCGCUGUUGUUGUCUCGGCCACUGUCGAUUUAUCUAUUGCAAAGUCAUAAUUGAUCAUGGAACUGCUAAGAUCGUUGCUGCUGCCAUGAAUUAGGGAUAAAUGGGAUUAUUGAGUAAAAUUCUGCGAUUGAAACAUCGAGGUAGGGGCACCUUUCUUAAACUUGUUUUACUUCACAGAGUUGUUAUAAAUCGAUAUUAAUGGGUAGAAUA
This is a messenger RNA of Arachis ipaensis, 1056 nucleotides long. Lineage: Eukaryota; Viridiplantae; Streptophyta; Magnoliopsida; Fabales; Fabaceae. The record is from RefSeq and is a predicted model, not a curated record.